CAGCCAAUCAUUGACUCAUCGACCGCUAAUUUCUUGUCUAGAAAAAAACGACACAACCAAUGCAUUUCUAUUGUCCACAAGGUUCAAUUUUUCCUUCCAUUUAUUUUCAACUUUUAACCAGAAUUAGGGGAUUUCCUGUCUCAAUUGGGUUCUAUAAAUUGGGAGGCUAAUUUUCCUUUUUGGGGCUUUGUUUUUUUUUUUUUGAAAACUUUUGUACUUUUCUUCUUCUCUUCUAUUGUUACAAUGUUAAUCAAGAAAUUGGUGUCUCUUCCUUCUCGUUCAGGACGACAUUUGCAACGUUACAAUGAUGGUUGUCGGCUAGUUGUUGGAUGUAUUCCAUACAGAUUCAGAGAAACCAAAACAUCACCUCCAAUUCAUGGGACCGUAAUUGAAGAAUUGGAAGUUUUAUUGAUUACCUCUCAAAAGAGUCCAAGAAUGAUGUUCCCAAAGGGUGGUUGGGAAAUUGAUGAAGAUAUCAAAUUGGCAGCUACACGAGAGACCAUGGAGGAAGCCGGUGUGGUCGGCACCUUAGGGGAUAAAUUAGGUGAAUGGAUUUUCAAGAGUAGAAGCAGAGAAACAUUUCAUGAGGGCUACAUGUUUCCUAUGCUCGUCACAGAGGAAUUUGAUGUUUGGCCGGAGAAAAAUGUCCGUCAGCGAACAUGGAUGACAGUUAAUGAAGCUCGGGAAGUAUGCGCACAUUCAUGGAUGAAGGAAGCGUUGGAUGCAUUUUGUUCAUCGAUUCAUGCUUCUUCAAAUAAGGAGAAAGAAUUCCUUCUUUAGCAUAGAAUUUCACAAGAGCUCAACAACGAGAAGAGAAGAAGAAAUUGAUUAUUGCUUAGUUAAAAAAUGGAGUAGCCAUCGAGCCAUUUUCGAGGCCGAAAAUGAUUCAUGUAGCGACACUUUCCAAGUAGGAAGUUUAAUGAUGUGGACUUCUCGUGAAGGUAGAGAGAGAAAGAGCCACGAAGAGAGAAAAUAGUGGAGAUGUACAAAUAUUAAUCUUAUUCUUUUAUUCAUUGAAAUUUAUUGCUUUUUCA
Messenger RNA from Olea europaea var. sylvestris, 1034 nucleotides. RefSeq names its product nudix hydrolase 17, mitochondrial-like. The transcript has 5 exons. Gene Ontology annotation, cellular component: nucleus; cytoplasm. The record is from RefSeq and is a predicted model, not a curated record. The coding region runs from base 244 to 780 and encodes 178 amino acids. Gene Ontology annotation, molecular function: pyrophosphatase activity. Lineage: Eukaryota; Viridiplantae; Streptophyta; Magnoliopsida; Lamiales; Oleaceae.